Messenger RNA from Urocitellus parryii (Arctic ground squirrel), 2968 nucleotides. RefSeq names its product arrestin domain containing 1 (gene Arrdc1). The record is from RefSeq and is a predicted model, not a curated record. Lineage: Eukaryota; Metazoa; Chordata; Mammalia; Rodentia; Sciuridae. Gene Ontology annotation, biological process: protein transport. Gene Ontology annotation, molecular function: ubiquitin protein ligase binding; ubiquitin-like ligase-substrate adaptor activity. Gene Ontology annotation, cellular component: cytoplasm.
GGGUCCUCGGGGCGGAUCUCGGAGCUGCGGCCCCGGCGGGCGUCAGUGUGCGGCGCAGGAGGCCGCGGCAUGGGGCGGGUGCAGCUCUUCGAGAUCCGACUGAGCCACGGCCGCGUAGUCUACAGCCCAGGGGAGCCUCUGACCGGGACCGUGCGCGUGCGUCUGGGGGCGCAGCUACCCUUCCGAGCAAUCCGUGUGACCUGCCUGGGUUCCUGUGGGGUCUCCAACAAGGCUAAUGAUGCAGGAUGGGUGGUGGAAGAAAGCUACUUCAACAGCUCCCUGUCAUUGGCUGACAAGGGGAGCCUGCCCGCUGGAGAGCACAGCUUCCCCUUCCAGUUCCUGCUUCCUGCCACAGCACCCACGUCCUUUGAGGGUCCUUUUGGCAGGAUUGUGCACCAGGUGAGGGCUGCCAUCGACACGGCACGUUUCUCCAAGGAUCACAAGUGCAGCCUUGUAUUCUAUAUCUUGAGCCCUCUGAACCUGAACAGCAUCCCAGACAUUGAGCAACCUAACGUGGCCUCUGCCACCAAGAAGUUCUCCUACAAGUUGGUGAAGACAGGCAGUGUGGUCCUCACGGCCAGCACCGAUCUCCGAGGCUAUGUGGUGGGGCAGGUGCUACGGCUGCAGGCUGAGAUAGAGAACCAGUCGGGCAAGGACACCAGCCCUGUGGUGGCCAGUCUGCUGCAGAAAGUGUCUUAUAAGGCCAAGCGCUGGAUCUACGACGUGCGGACCAUUGCGGAGGUGGAGGGUGCUGGUGUCAAGGCCUGGAGGCGUGCGCAGUGGCAAGAGCAGAUCUUGGUGCCUGCCCUGCCACAGUCAGCCUUGCCGGGCUGCAGCCUUAUCCACAUUGACUAUUACCUGCAGGUCUCUAUGAAGGUGCCUGAAGCCACCGUGACCCUCCCCAUCUUUGUUGGCAAUAUUGCUGUGAACCAUGCUCCCCUGAGCCCUGGGCCAGGCUUGGAGCCACCUGCUGGACCCUCACCCCAAGUGGUGCCUUCCGCACCACCCCAGGAGGAAGCUGAGGUUGUGGCUGGCGGCCCCCACUUCUCGGACCUGGUCUCCCUCUCCACCAAGAGCCACUCACAGCAGCAGCCACCACCUGCUGUCUUGUGUUCUGUGCCUGUCGCCCCUGAGCCCUGUGCUCAUGAUGGCAGUCCUGCUCCCCACUCUCUGCACCCUCCCUUGUGCAUCUCUACAGGUGCCACUGUCCCCUACUUUGCAGAGGGCUUUGGGGGCCCAGUGCCCACCACCAGCGCCUUGAUCCUUCCCCCGGAGUACAGUUCUUGGGGCUACCCCUAUGAGGCCCCACCUUCUUAUGAGCAGAGCUGCAGUGGUGCAGACCUUGGCCUGACUCCCAGGAGCUGACCCUUGAGAGCUGACCUCAUGCUGCCUUUCCUGGUGGGCCUGGCCUCUGCCCUGGGAUGGGGUGCCCAGGGCCUCGUGCCUUAGCUCUCUGCCUGGCCUGGCCGCUCAGGACUCAUGCCUGUCCAGGCCACCUCUUGGCUGGAACAACCUCUCUCGGCUUCCCUAUUGUCAGCCCUCUUCUCCCUGAGGUCGAGAUGGGGGAGACAGGGACCAGAGACUGGAGAAACUCUGUAAAUAAAGUGUUAUAUUUGUAGAGCCUGCCUCUACAGGACAGAGGGUGGCCUGCUUCCAGCCACGGAUGCCCUGCAGCCUCCGGCCUGUGUUGGUUGGACCUGGUGCUCCCACCUUUUCUUUGGUUCUGCCCCAUCUUUGCCCCCUCCCAGAUGCAUCCUUCCCCUGCGAGGCCCCUGCCCACAGUGGAACCCCCUCCCUUGGGCCUUUGGAGGCUGUUAACACCAAUGCUCAGCUGGCUCGGCAGGUCAUGCCUGUCUGCUCUCACCCAGGACCAUGCUUUGAAGGCUAUGUUCUAGGCUUCCAGAGCUAGAUAGGUGGCGUACUGUGGGCAGUGUUUCCCAGAGAGGCACCCUGCUGCUCUGGUCCCCAGGGAGGGCCUGGAAGUACUGCCUUUGUUGCUCCAUGGGAAUGACUCAAUGGGGGUAGUCAGGGUAGAUUUGGGCCACAUGACUUCUCUGAUAGAGUGGAGAGAUACUAGGUGUGUCAGCCACCUUGGCUGAGUAACAAGUUCAUGACUCUUAAGGAACAGGUCACAUACUCACUAACCUGAUUGCACCAGAGGACAGGCCUGGUAAGUGGCUGUCAUCCCUAGGCUGUAGCUUCAGAUGGACAGAUGGACUAUGGGCUGUCACUUGCACAUGCUGUAGGCCAGCCCUUGCAGUUGGCAGUGUGGGCUCUGGCCAGGUAGCCUUGUACUUAGCUAACACUAACUCCCUGGGACAAGAGGAAGGAUGACAACUGGAAGAAGGCGGACAGGAGGCUACAGGUGGGUUAGUCUGUAAGCACAUGCUAGAAGUAGUGCAUCUACUUCCAACCCAGGAAAGAUGCCUGGGUUGGAGUCCCAUGUUGGCCUCUAGCCAGUGCCACCCCGCAGGUGCUUGGCUUCCUGGCUUCCAUCACUUGUGAGGGUGCCAACAGUGCCUGCCUCUCAAGUCUGUCUAGGCUUGAUGAGCACACAUCACCUGAUGAGAACUGCGGAUAUGUGGUCAGUGGCCAUCAAAGGAAGGCAGGUCUACAAAAUUGGAGUGGGAGGCCUGCCUAUAGCCUACUUGUCACAUGCAUUUGUGGUCACAUUUGCAUGGUAAGGGGUUUCCCCCACAUUUUAACUGCAUAUGUUCAUCUAACAACUAACUGUCUCUUGUAUUAUUCUGAGCACACAAAACAGUGCCAUCCUAGGAUAAGACAGAUAACAUGCCCAGUAAGAGUACAGGGUUGUCAUGUGACAUGCAGGAUACAGAGCCAGAUAAAGCAAAGGGCUGGGCGAUCUCAUUGUUAACUAGAGGUACACUGCAAAGUGAACCCUUCGUAUACUAGAGAUAAAAGUUUCCUGGAGGGGUCAGAGGAGGUCCUAAGGCAGGAGUGGAGAUGG